Salvelinus namaycush (lake trout) is the source of this 2388-nucleotide messenger RNA. RefSeq names its product protein ELFN1-like. NCBI's taxonomy places the organism in Eukaryota, Metazoa, Chordata, Actinopteri, Salmoniformes, Salmonidae. The transcript has a single exon. The record is from RefSeq and is a predicted model, not a curated record. The coding region runs from base 1 to 2388 and encodes 795 amino acids. Gene Ontology annotation, molecular function: protein binding. Gene Ontology annotation, cellular component: plasma membrane.
AUGGCCUGCGGUGGAGCUAUGGUAAUGAGUGCCUUUUUCUGGUCUGUGGCCAUAGUAUAUUUGACCCAUAUAGGCAGAGUCAAUGGGGACUGCUGGCUCAUCGAAGGCGAGAAGGGUUUUGUGUGGCUGGCCAUCUGCAGCCAAAACCAGCCUCCAUACGAGGCCAUCCCCACGCAUAUCAACAGCACCAUUGUGGACCUUCGGCUCAAUGAAAACAAGAUCAAAAGUGUCCAUUUCUCUGCCCUCAGCCGCUUCGCCAACCUGACCUACCUAAACCUGACCAAGAAUGAGAUCAACUACAUAGAUGACGGGGCCUUUUCUGCCCAGUUCAACUUACAGGUCCUUCAGUUAGGCUUCAACAAACUCCGUAACCUUACUGAGGGCAUCCUCAGGGGUUUGGGCAAGCUGCAGUACCUCUACCUCCAGGCCAACCUGAUUGAGACUGUGACACCCAAUGCCUUUUUGGAGUGCUAUAGCCUGGAAAACAUCGACCUCUCCAUGAACCGUAUCCAGCAGCUAGAUGGGACCACGUUUACCAGCCUGACUAAACUGACUACAUGUGAGCUGUACACCAACCCUUUCAACUGUUCCUGUGAACUACUUGGCUUUGUGAAGUGGCUCUCUGCAUUCCCCAACAGGACAAAUGAACGGAUGGUCUGUGACUCCCCAUCAGGUGUCUCUGGCUACAGUCUGCUCAGCCAGAACCCUAACAACCCGACUUUUCGGAAUGCCCUCCAUAUGCUCUCCACUGUGUGUACAGACGACUAUGUGACGCCGUACAUACCUGUGCCUCCUGAGACCACCACACUCCCACCAGACUACACUCCCUGUGGGCUGGAGGACUGUCCCUCCGGAACUGAGCCAGAUGAGAGUAUGAGUAUCAACCCAACGGUGAUUCAUGUGGAUGUAAAACCCAGUAUGAAGCUCAAGCAAGUCUCUAAAACAAGCGCCACCAUCACUGUUCAGAUCCCCCAUCCCUUCAAGAAGAUGUACAGCCUGGUUCUCUACAAUAACAGUUUUUUCACCGAUAUUCAAAACCUCAAAAUUCAGAAUGAGGACAUUGAACUUAAAAACCUGAAACCCCAUACUGAAUACACGUACUGUGUCGCUUCUAUAAAGAAUAAUCUUAGAUUCAAUCAUACUUGUCUGGCAGUCUCCACAGGACCCUGGAAUGGGAAAGAGACAUCACAAAACCAUGCAACAGCUACCCACUACAUUAUGACCAUCCUAGGUUGUCUCUUUAGUAUGGUGAUUUUCCUAGGGGUGGUCUACUAUUGCUUGCGUAAAAAACGUCAGCAAGAUGAAAAGCACAAAAAGGCAGGCAGCCUAAAGAAAAGUAUAAUUGAACUAAAAUAUGGACAAGAGCUCGAAGGGGGAACCAUUUCCAGGAUGUCACAGAAGCAAAUGAUGGCUGGGGAGAGUAUGUCCCGCAUGCCAUACCUACCAUCUGGUAGUGAAAUGGAGCAGUACAAACUGCAGGAGAUAAGAGAUGACACUCCUAAAAUGGCCAAGGGAAGUUACAUAGAGGUGCGAGGAACCGGGGACCACCAUGAACGCAGAGAGUGUGAGAUGUCCAUGCCUGGGAUGUCCAUGCCUGGGAACAGCCAAGGGUCAGUGGCUGAGAUUUCAACCAUUGCAAAAGAGGUGGAUAAGGUCAAUCAGAUCAUUAACAACUGUAUUGAUGCUCUGAAAUCAGAAUCCACAUCUUUUCAAGGGGUGAAAUCAGGAGCUGUGUCUACCCAGGAACCCCAGCUGGUCCUAAUAUCAGAACAGCCGCAGAGCAAGUCUGGCUUCCUGUCCCCGGUGUAUAAGGACAGCUACCACCACUCGUUACAGAGGCACCACACCUCGGAUGUCCCGCCAAAGCGGCCCAGCACUGCCACUGGAGGUCCAAUGCGGAGCCCAAGGCCUUACCGCUCAGAGUCCAAGUACAUAGAGAAGACCUCGCCAACGGGUGAGACCAUCCUCACUGUAACGCCAGCCGCUGCCAUCCUUAGGGCAGAGGCGGAGAAGAUCAGGCAGUACAAUGAUCACCGGCACUCCUAUCCCGACAGCCACCAGCUGCAGAUCGAGGAGCUGGAAGGGCCCGGAAGCCACAAGCCCUCCAUCCUGGAGCCCCUAACUCGGCCCCGCCCCAGAGACAUGGCGUACUCUCCACUCUCACCUCAGUACCAUAACCUCAGCUACUCCUCCAGUCCUGAGUACUACUGCAAACCACAUCACACUAUCUGGGAGCGCUUCAAACUCCGUGGCAAACGGCACAAAGACGAGGACGAGUACAUGGCUGCAGGGCAUGCGCUACGUAAAAAAGUGCAGUUUGCCAAGGAUGAGGACCUGCAUGACAUUUUAGACUACUGGAAAGGUGUAUCUGCUCAACAGAAAUCUUAA